Molecule: messenger RNA, 5423 nt
Organism: Sebastes umbrosus (honeycomb rockfish)
Lineage: Eukaryota; Metazoa; Chordata; Actinopteri; Perciformes; Sebastidae
Gene: per3
Product: period circadian clock 3
Biological process (GO): entrainment of circadian clock by photoperiod; circadian regulation of gene expression; negative regulation of transcription by RNA polymerase II
Cellular component (GO): cytoplasm; nucleus
Molecular function (GO): transcription corepressor binding; transcription cis-regulatory region binding
Source: RefSeq, a predicted model, not a curated record
CUCACCACGCUGGCGUCACGUUGCACAAAUGUGUGAAACCCCUUCAGGAGUAGAUGAAGCUUUAAGCUAACUUACUGGCACAUAAAAACAAACAAAUACUAUAACAACAGUCUAAAUACAAGUUGAUAGAGUUUUAUUUGUUCGGCAUAUUGAAGCGGAGACACACGUGGACUCAAAAAAGUGCUCAAGGCCGACCCUCACAUCCCACGCUCAGCACUGAUUCAUUGAGCACCGAUUUCUUGUCACCACAUGGAACCCAUUCCCUGGUUGAACAUAUGAAGACCUCUACUGACCACUGUAGUUGGACAAAUUACUAUUGAUGUGUGACCAAAGCACCGAGAUGCCUGGAGGUGACUGCUGUCGUGAUGGGGAUGAGCCUGCGUUACUGUCAGCAACAGCAGGAGGAGGAGGAGGUGGACAGGAGGCGAGGAUGUCGUCAAGGCAGCAGGACGGAGGCGCCAGGUGGAGAAGUGGGUCAGGAAGAUGAGGAGAUGACAAGUGGAUCGCAUGAUCUCUCAUCUCCGGCCAAUCACAGCCCUGGUAGCGUCACAGGAUCCACCUCAGCUUCAACCAAGAGCAGUGAAAAUACAGACGGCAGCAGAGGACAGGCCCACAGAGAGGUGAUGGUUACAGUGUCUGAGAUGAAGAAGAGGAUCCCAUCAGAAAAACGCAGUCGCAGCAAAGCCAGCACUGUGGAGGCCUUACAAUACGCACUCAACUGUGUCAAGCAAGUGCAAGCCAACAGCGAAUACUACAAACUGCUGAUGAAAAACGGUCAGGAUGAGAGGAGAGAUGCCACAGUCUGCACCCUGGAAGAGUUGGAAAGAGUCACAUCUGAACACACCCUUAAAAACACGGACUCCUUCGUGGUGGUUUUCUCGCUGUCGAGCGGCCGCGUGCUGUACACGUCGGAGCAGGCUCCCAGCAUCCUUUGCUGCAAGAGGAAGUUCCUGGAGUCGGCCAAGUUUGUGGAGCUGCUCUUCCACCAAGAUGUCAACGUUUUCUACUCGCACACAGCUCAGCCGCAUCUGCCGCCCUGGAGCAACUCGCAUACAGCGGGGGUUCUGUUUGACUGUGCCCAGGUCAAGUCUUUCUUCUGCAGAAUCAGGGGCGGAAAGGACCGUGAGGGUGAGAUGCGUUACAACCCAUUUCGGGUAACCCCCUACCUGCUGACGGUGCAAGGAACAGGAAGCAGUGGGGAAGAGGAGGAGCCGUGCUGCCUGGCGCUGGUUGAGCGCAUCAUCUCUGGAUAUGAGGCACCUCGGAUCCCCAUGGACAAGCGCAUCUUCACCACCACACACUCACCUGGCUGUGUGUUUCUGGAAGUGGAUGACAGGGCUGUGCCGUUGGUAGGAUACCUUCCACAGGAUCUGAUUGGCACGUCGUUGCUGACUUGCAUUCACCCAGAUGACCGCCCCCUCAUGCUGUCCAUGCACCGGAAAGUGUUGAGGUACGCGGGCCAGUCUCGUCCGUUCGAGCAUUCUCCGGUGCGUCUGCGCUGUCAGAACGGAGACCACAUCACCUUGGACACCAGCUGGUCCAGCUUCAUCAACCCUUGGAGCCGCAAGGUGGCCUUCAUCAUCGGACGGCACAAAGUCAGGACGAGUCCACUGAAUGAGGACGUGUUUGCUGCUCCGACUAAGGAGGAUGUCCCCGUCACCCAUGAAGAAAUAAAAGAUCUGCAAUCAAAGAUCUAUAAGCUUUUCCUGCAGCCGGUCCGUAACAAUGGUUCCAGUGGUUAUGGCAGUUUGGGGAGUAACGGCUCUCAUGAGCCCUACAUCAGCGUGGCUUCAUCCAGUGACAGCAAUGGUAACCUGUGGGAGGACUCGCGUCGGGAACCGAUGACUUUGCAGCGGAUCUGUGCUGAUGUGAACAGAGUCAAGAGUUGGGGCCAGCAGGCUUAUCUGGGCUCCAACCACAAAAUUGCUCUUCUUGGCAAACCAGUCACAGCACGUCUGCCCCCUGCAGUGUCCAACCCUAAGGUCAGAGAUCAUGAAGAAGGCAGGAAGCAAACACACAUUCCCUCCUAUCAGCAGAUCAACUGUGUGGACAACAUCAUCAGAUAUUUGGAGAACUGUACAGGCCCAGCCCUCAAGCGGAAGAGUGUUUCUCAUUCCCUGGCCACGUCCUCUUCCUCAUCCUCAUCCUCUUCCUCAGAAGAUGACAAGCCUGCUGAAGCCACUCACACAGCUCAGGCCAGCUCAGACGUGGUGUUGGACAGUGCGGCAUCAGUGGCCCCGACGGCAGCAGCUGUUGUUGGAGCGCCUCUGACAGACAUCACAAUGUCCACUAAGGCCAUGAGUGUCACUAGCCAGUGUUCGUACAGCAGCACCAUCGUCCAUGUGCCACAGCCUGAAUCAGAGGCCACGGCACUGGAGGACGUCCCGAUGGGCAGUGAGCCUGCUGAUGCUGCUCCGACCCCUUCCCGUCGCGCCCCGAGCCCUGCCGCCGAGGGACGAAGGUUUAUAGGUCUCACUAAGCAGGUGCUGUCAGCUCACACCCAGAAGGAGGAGCAAGAGUAUGUGGAUCGAUUCCGCCAUCGCAUCCACCAGAGCCCCUACAGCUCCUAUCUGCAGCUGGACAACAGCUCUGUGGCUCACUCCCACCACCCAGGCGACUACGUGUGUCCAGUAAGCGGUGGCGGGUUAAACCGCUCUCGGAGAGGGAAGCCCAGACACAAGCGCCCCAAACCCCAGGGUUCCUCAGACAGCUACGCUUCCCCAGCUGGCCCUCCUCGCCGUGUCCCAGACUCCUCCUGGCCCUCCUCAGAGUCCUCCCAGCCCCAGAUGGGGGCGCCCUACAGCCAAACAUCCCCACUCCAGGCGUCAUUCUUCCCCAUGAUGGCAACCCAGCCUGGUCCUGAGCAACCGCCCACAGCACAACAGCUGCCUGCAGCAACCCCCAUGGUGCUGCAGCCUCCUGACCAAACCCAGCUCGGCUACAACUUCAACAUCAUGCAGUCCGCUCAGAGCCUGCCGGGCAUGCAGCCGUUCCAGAUGGACCCCUUUCAGAAUCUGCAGAAUAUCCAGACAUUUCCCAACCUGCAGCCCAUGGCGCCAGCGCCGGGCAUCAACCCUUACAUGACUCCUGUCAUGGCUGUCAUCCUGCCCAGCUACCCAUCGUUCACUCCAGGUUACCCGUCCAUCUACCCACCGGCCGCUCCUUCCAUGCUGCCCCUGGCACCCAUCACCAUGACGGGCUUCGCUCCCGCCGGUGUCCCCUUCCCUCAGCCCCAGUUCCAAGCCCUGCCGGGCCCCUCACUGACCUGCCUGGGCCCUCUGCUUUGCUCACCCAGAGCCAGCUCCUCUGUCGGGGAAGAGGAGGAGGCAGCCGAGCCUCGGGCUUUAUUCUCCAGCUCUCGCUCCAGUUCUCCGCUCCAACUGAACCUGCUGCAGGAGGAGCUGCCAAAGACGAGCGAAGGGCAGAGCUGCAUCGGGUACAACCACGCAGAGAGCCUCCACAAACAACAUGCCAACCAGGGUGAUAACCCCAGUGAGUCUGGGCACCACGACGCCCAGUCUACAUCCAGUGAGCUGUUUGACAUGCUGCUGCAGGAGGAUGCCAGGUCAGGGACCGGCUCUAACGCCUCAGGGUCUGGGUCAGGGGAGUCUGGAGGCUCCCUGGGAUCUGGAUCUGGCUCCAAUGGAACCUCCAUCUCACUCACUGGCAGCAGCAACAGCAGCAAAUACUUUGCCAGCAAUGAUUCAUCGGACACAUCGCGCAAAAUCCGUAAGAGCCAGGAGGCAGCGGCAGAGCACCAACACAGCUUCGGCGCUCGGGAGGAGAACUCGCUGUGGGGCAUGAUCCAGCACACGCCUGAGCGUGUCAUGAUGACGUACCAGAUCCACACCAGGGACCAGACUGAGGUGUUGGCAGAAGACAGGGAGAAGCUUCGGGUGCUUCAGCCACUCCAGCCCUGGUUCAGCCAGGAGCAGAAAGAGGAGCUGGCGGAGGUCCAUCCCUGGAUUCAAAAGCACACCAUCCCACAGGAGAUAGACACACAGGGUUGUGUGAGUUGCAACUCUGGCCCAGGGGUCGCCCACCCGCCUCACCGUACUGCCCCCAACAGCUCGGCCCCUCUGCAGAUCCCCCUGCAGAACUCCGUCGGACCUGUGGAGGACACUUGAGAGACCUGGGACCACAAAACCUACAACCUUACAGCGAACAAGCCCUGCCAGAAACCUCAACAACUCCCACCAUGCGUCUCUUCUGACCACCGGAGGAGCGGGUCCCUUUGCUUUAGUUUAACAUGUUUUUGUAAAGGUGUCGGGAGGCUGGACCGGGCUCUGAGGAACGGAGGAGGCAAAAAGAGACGGACAUUUUCUCUCAGUCAACCUGACGUGACUGCCUUUAUCAGACCAUAAAUAUUAUACCUCUCUUCUUGUUGUGAUCAUAGACCCCUGUAGGGGUUUAGUUUCUAUUUAAGACUGGCACCGUGGACCACUUGACACUCAAUAUAGAAAGAUGGUCCCAUGGUUGUUGCUCCCUGAACACGAACACUGUGUACAUGACACACCCGGUCUGUCAGAUGGGCGCGACCGGCUGACAAAGACGGCACUGGCCCAGUUUGAGAGCACACGCCGUACUCUUCUCCAGAGACGUGGAGGGCAGGUUGUACAGUACGUCAACUCCUUCAACUGCGUAGUAACUCACCGUGGUUGACACAUGGUGAAUGUUUUUUUUUGAUGGACAUAAAGACAAAGACACAUUUGCUGCUCUCUGUUUAUGAUAUUCAGAUUCUAGUCUUGUAAGUUGUUAUUGGAGUGUAUUCUCUUAUUCCAUAUGUUGGUUUCCUCUUGUCUGCAACAUCAGUUUUUAUGUUACUCUGACUCACGAACAACAGCAAACAUGGUGAUCAUUUUAAAUUGAAUUUAUUGCUAAAGCACAAGUCCAAAAUGUCCUGUAGCAAGUCCUUACUCCACCCAGUAUCCUGGUCAUCACCCUACUGUAUCUGUAGCUUACCUUUACCUUUUGUAAACACACAGCGUGGCCCCAAAUAUCCUCUGAUCCUCCUGGGUUUACUUACUGAAUGAAUUUCUUCUUAGACUCUGUGUCUGUUUGACUGUGUAUGUGUAUGAAAGAGACAGCCAGAGGGGAAUUAACUAACCCGUUGUAGUUCUGUGAAUGUCGUCACUCUUUUUUCUUGUACUGGCUUCAGAUUGCAGCUGACUUUGUGAAUGUGAGCGGGUGAGGGUGCGAUUGAGAGCUGCUUCUUUCAAUAGAUUUGUCCAACAGUGCAAAGACAGACCAGGGUUUUCUACCAUUUUUAAAUUUAAAGUAUAUUACAGUACCAUGUAUUUUAUAGAAAAAAAGGACACAAAAACAAACUUCACAAAGUGUAUAAAAAGCCAUUUGUCUUGAAUUCAGGGACUGUUUGUUUGUGACACAAAGGAAUGAAUAAAUAAACUAUGUACGUAACAUCA